This is a messenger RNA of Soboliphyme baturini, 630 nucleotides long. The record is from the annotation of a GenBank genome assembly. Lineage: Eukaryota; Metazoa; Nematoda; Enoplea; Dioctophymatida; Soboliphymatidae.
AUGUUCUCGUUAUAUGCUGCCCCAGCACUUGGACCAAUCAGUAUUUCAGGACGAAUUGUACUGGCCGCAACAUUUCAUGUUCUCAUAGUUUGUUUUAACACAGUGGUGAGGCUGACGAAUUCCCUACCCCUGAGCAGACGGGUUCCUCACUUCCAAGAACAAGCUUUUACGGAAAACAGCUGGACAGCAUCGAAUACCUCAUCAGGACGUGGAAAAGAAACGACCCCAAAUGAAGUGCCAAACUGGAAGGAGUCGAAGCCGUUCGAGGCACAGGUGAUGAAAUUCGUGGAGGUGAUCGAGAAGUCGAUCCAGAUGCUCGAAAGCAACGAAGGUAACGAGGACGAGUUGUUGCUGCUGCUGUAUGAAAUUGGUCGAAAGCACCAGAAGUUCUCUAAGCGUGGGUUUCGCUCUGAUCACUGGCACUGCUUCCGGCAUUCAUUGAACGACAUCGCGAUCCUGGAGGCAAAGAAGUGCGACGGGCUGACCAAGAUCGAAAAGAUCGAAGUAACGGAGGCAUGGAACAAACUGACCAGUUUCAUAGUGACAGCGAUGGAAAAAGGUUACAUGACCAGAGGCCCAAAGUACGAUUCCAACAGCACGCUUUGCACUGCCACAGAGUCGACUUGCUAA